UCAGGGUUUGAUUUCAUUUUUUUCAUUUUAAUUUUGUUAAUGGCGGAUCUCACCAACUUAAAUUAAAUCUUAAUUAUGGGCAUUGAGAAAUCUAAUAAAGCAAGAAAUCGCCGAGCAUUUCAAAAAUGGAGAAAAGAAAAAACAUUAGAAUCUAAACGUGCUGCAAACAAUCAGAAAGCUCCUGAACCUAAAACAUCUGAAAAUAAAACAGCAUCAAUUCCUUCUUUAGGUCAAAGUUUAGCAGAUUUUGUAAAAAAAUCAGAAUCAAAGCAAGCUAAAUUUGUUGAAGUUGAAAAUGAUGAAGAAGAGUUGGGUUAUAAAAAUGUUGUGAAAUUGGAUAACAAGGGUUUCAAAGAUGAAUUUAGAAAAGUGAUUAGUGCUGCUGAUGUAGUUCUAGAAGUAGUUGAUGCACGUGAUCCAUUAGGAACCAGAUGUAAACAAGUAGAAGAAUCGUCACAGGAAUUAGGAAAAAAACUUGUUGUAGUGUUAAAUAAAACAGAUUUAGUACCAGCUGAAGUAGUUCGCAAUUGGCUGUCUUAUUUUAGAGGACGUUUAGGAAUCCCAGCUUUACCAUUUAAAGCUAGUACCCAACAGGCUGGUUCACGUAUUGGUCACAGAAAAAUGAACAAGUGUAAAAAAGAUACAGAAAAAGCUAUUAGCUUGUGUGUUGGUGCAGAAUUAAUUAUGACACUUUUAGCGAACUACUGUCGUAGUGAAAAAAUGAAAACUUCGAUUGUAGUUGGUGUUGUAGGGAUGCCAAAUGUUGGUAAAAGUAGUUUAAUCAACAGUUUGAAAAGAGCAAGAGCAUGUCAAGUUGGAGCUGUUCCUGGAGUUACAAAAAACAUGCAAGAAAUUCAAUUGGAUAAACACAUAAAAUUAUUGGAUUGUCCCGGUGUAGUUCUAGACAAAACUUCUACUACAAAUAGUGUAGCAUUGAAAAAUGUUGUAAGUUCCGGAAAUAUUGAAGAUCCUAUUGCUUGUGCUUCUGUAAUUGUGGGACGUGUUACUAAAGAUCAGAUGCAAAAGUUAUAUGGAAUCGGACAGUAUGAUUCUUGUGAACAUUUCUUAUAUUUGAAAGCUAGAAGAUUUGGUAAUAUUGGUCGUGGUGGUAUUCCUGAUAUAUUUACAUCAGCUCGUAGUUUGGUUGAGGAUUGGAAUAGGGGUAAAAUAAGGUACCAUACACUUCCACCGGAGGAUGAAACAAUGCACUUAAGUGCUAAAAUUGUUAGUGAUGUAACUGAUGUUUUUAAUUUGGACAAUGUGCAGCGAGUUGAAACAGAAUUCAUGGAAGAACUUGCCAAACUUCAGCCAGAAUCUUCAGGUAAAGAAGUAAAAACUGAUUCAAUGGAGGUAGAUGGCAAAACCAUGGUAGUGGUUGAUGAUGGUGUUCAAACCAAAAAAUCAGGAAAACUGCGGUGGAGAAAAAAAAAGAAACCUGAAUCAAUGGAAACAAAAAUUGAUAUCCAACCGGGAGUUAUAAAAUUAAAAAAAUUACAAAAGUUCAAUGCUAAAAAACAACGUAAGACUGCAGCAAGAUUGAUAAAAUGUCAAAAUCUAUUGGAUAAUUUUGAUUUACUAUAGAAUGUAUUUUAAAAUAUUAAAAAAUAUAUUCCUAUAUUUUAGUU
Molecule: messenger RNA, 1625 nt
Organism: Sipha flava (yellow sugarcane aphid)
Lineage: Eukaryota; Metazoa; Arthropoda; Insecta; Hemiptera; Aphididae
Gene: Ns1
Product: guanine nucleotide-binding protein-like 3 homolog
Exons: 8
Coding region: 76-1581 (501 amino acids)
Cellular component (GO): nucleolus
Molecular function (GO): GTP binding
Source: RefSeq, a predicted model, not a curated record